This is a messenger RNA of Sycon ciliatum, 1391 nucleotides long. RefSeq lists its product as uncharacterized. Lineage: Eukaryota; Metazoa; Porifera; Calcarea; Leucosolenida; Sycettidae. The record is from RefSeq and is a predicted model, not a curated record. The coding region runs from base 420 to 1391 and encodes 323 amino acids. The transcript is spliced from 6 exons.
AGGGAAGCCGAAGCGUGGAUGAGCCAAAUUUCUUGAAAGACUUGACAAUCACCUAACGCUUUGAUUUCCCAGCGUGUAGCAAACAUAGUAUUUCCCCAACGAGUACGCGCCGCUGUUCGUGAAUGCAUCCAUUCUCCUUAUUGGCGGCCAGUCGGUACAGAGAAGUCAGGAUAAAUUUCUUUAGAAAAUCCUAUCCUUGCCUCGCCUUGCCUCGCCUUUGAUCUCAGGACGUAGCCGGUUGCAGAAAUUUGUGCCGAACGUAUUUCCACCGUCGGUGAUUUCGACUUUUCCGGUCGGUGUGUGAGCUGUCGCAGGCUAAUUCGUCCCACAAUCGAGAGCCAGCGGACACUUGCAAAGGAACCGGCGGCAUCAAGACCGAGGCAGGUGUCGUGGCCUGCACCGUUCCCGCUGCGAAGUGAAUGACAAACGGUUGUGGUAGCGUGUGGCAGGCUUGCACUGCUGCAGACAUGUCACGCCGGUUGCUGCCGCUUCUGCUACUGGCCGUCGGGCUGCUGCGUUCUGCCCAGGCAUUAAACAUACCGUUCGAGAUGAUCGUGGACUACUCGCCCGAUGUUUACGCCACGCCUAAACUCACAGAGCCGUCUGGCGACUGGAUACCCAAGCGUAACCACUAUAAAUGCGCCGGGUGGCACAUUGUACAACCGGAGAACGAUUACCGCACGCCUCCAAACGUAACAAAUCGCGAAGAUGUGUGCAAGCGACUGGGUAAUAACUUUGUGCUGAUGCAGAAGGACUCUCAGGCCUGCCUGCAAAACGCAUUCAAAGAGUUUGGCUAUCACUACAAGACGAGAAAGCUCUUAGUGCCGGAUCGGCAUUGCAUAGCUAUGGCCAACAACUACUGCUAUUACCCGCGCACAUAUGGAGCUGAUUUCGGUGUGCGAAAAAUCCCCGAAGCCGAGUGGAAGAAACAGAGAUACGUUUGCGUCAGCCAAGACACACCGUUUCAGACCAGUACCUUCAGGAAUCAGACCGAGCUGCAAUACUUGGUUCGCUUGGCUGACCCCACGAUGCGCACGGCCGUGUUGGCGGCGCAUCUGCGGGACCGCACACUUACCAAGAGUCCACUCAUUGAUGCUGUCCUGAUGAACUGCUCAAUGAACUACUUCAGUGCUUCUUCUAAGAAGCAACCCAGACAAUUUUUGCAGAAGUGGCAUAAACUGGAUAGUAGCAAUUAUGACUCAGUGGGUCAAUUCUUCUACUUUAACGUGACAGUACCACGUCCUUUUAUGGAGGUGGUAUGUAUUCUUCGCCCACGCUUGAUCAACGGCAGCUGGGGACCUCCCACUUCAUCGGAACACUACUUUACCCCCAGCCGUAAGGGCCGUUUUGAAUCUUGUUUCUCAUCGUGGCCAACGGCCCAUGAGAGAUAG